Lentinula edodes (shiitake mushroom) is the source of this 772-nucleotide messenger RNA. RefSeq names its product ubiquitin-conjugating enzyme. The transcript has 2 exons. Gene Ontology annotation, cellular component: HULC complex. Gene Ontology annotation, molecular function: ubiquitin conjugating enzyme activity. Gene Ontology annotation, biological process: protein polyubiquitination; DNA repair; proteasome-mediated ubiquitin-dependent protein catabolic process. The record is from RefSeq and is a predicted model, not a curated record. Lineage: Eukaryota; Fungi; Basidiomycota; Agaricomycetes; Agaricales; Omphalotaceae. Bases 193 to 606 code for a protein of 137 amino acids.
GUUUUCUCUUCAGUACCACUUUCUCCCUUUCCUCUCAAUUGUCAUGGUUUGUUCAAAUCUAUAUUGAACCUCGCAUUAAUUGACCUUUUCAUAUAGUCUAAUCCUUGUAAACGACGACUCAUCCGAGAUUUCAAGCGGCUUUCUUCGGACCCGCCAGGUGGGAUUUCUGGCAGUCCAUGCCCCGAUAAUAUCAUGCUGUGGAAUGCAGUAAUCUUCGGUCCAGCGGACACACCAUUCGAAGAUGGCACUUUCAAGCUCGUGCUGACAUUCGAUGAAUCAUACCCCAAUAAACCUCCCACCGUCAAGUUCUUAUCGAGAAUGUUCCAUCCUAACGUCUACGCCAACGGCGAGCUUUGCUUAGAUAUCCUUCAAAAUCGCUGGUCACCAACGUACGAUGUGGCUGCUAUCCUCACGUCCAUUCAAAGUCUCCUACAUGAUCCGAAUCCGAAUAGUCCUGCAAACGCCGAAGCUGCACAGCUCUACAGGGAAAAUAUGAAGGAAUAUGUGAGGAGAGUUAAGGCGACGGUCGAGGAGAGCUGGUUAGAUCCUGGGGAAACUGAGAAUGUGGACACGGAGAUGGCUACUGGUCCUUCAGCUGCCUCUUAACUUUUGGUCCCCCUCGUGCUAUGUACUCAUUCCUUUGUUUUUUUAAUCCGCCAAAUCGACGUGUAUAAUUCUAUAGCAAUUGUAUUCAUCAUUUCAUUCCUGGCUUAAGAGUCUGGAGACGCUUGUAACACUCAUUCCGGUACCAUAGCAUCGUUCCAGAUCUCAC